AUGAGCAAUGAGGAGGAAAGGAUGCUUAGUGAGACGUCAAGAAACAUGAAAGCAACAGUACAGAUCAUACAAGAAAAGAUCAAUCAGCAAGACCUGCUCUAUGAAUCAAUAGAAGCAGAGACUGAAAAGGCAGAUAGAAUUCUAAUGGCAAAUAUCGAUAGAUUUGGAGAUGCGAUCAAAAGGAUGAACAACGACCCAAGAAACAAAGUAAUCUUUAUUCUAGCAUUAAUACUCAUCAUAUGCAUCUCAUACUUGAUCAUUUAA
This is a messenger RNA of Ordospora colligata OC4, 264 nucleotides long. RefSeq lists its product as uncharacterized. NCBI's taxonomy places the organism in Eukaryota, Fungi, Microsporidia, Ordosporidae. The record is from RefSeq and is a predicted model, not a curated record. The transcript has a single exon. Bases 1 to 264 code for a protein of 87 amino acids.